This is a messenger RNA of Caenorhabditis briggsae, 507 nucleotides long. NCBI's taxonomy places the organism in Eukaryota, Metazoa, Nematoda, Chromadorea, Rhabditida, Rhabditidae. The record is from RefSeq and is a predicted model, not a curated record. The transcript has 4 exons. The coding region runs from base 1 to 507 and encodes 168 amino acids.
AUGCCAGCCGCUGGAAACUAUCUCCGCUGGAUUACUCUUUGUCAGGCAUUACCCCAAAUCGGGGUUUAUACAUCUAUCGGAUUAGGUUCAACAGUAUUGUUUCUGAACUUUUGUGGAGCUCAAAAACAGUUUGGACCCUAUAAGUACAUUCUCAACUCGUUCACCAUUUUGGGUAUGAUAUUUGCGAUAGUGGACGUUAUUGUUUAUCCGAACGUACAUAAUUACAACGCCGGCUUUAUUGUCUUCACAUUUGUCAAACCUUUUGGUAUAAGUGAUUUGAACGAACUAGAAAUAAUUCUAGCCAGCUACACAUUUUUCUACGCUGCUACAAUAGCUUUGCUAUCCACCCAGUUCAUUUACCGGUAUUGGGAACUAUCUGAACCUUACUAUUAUGGUACGUGUAUUGAUCUUCUUGAUCGAUUCCCAUUUGAGAAAACUGCUAAAAUAAUUUUGCAGCCACAACUGCUCACACUGAACUACCUCAAAACUCACUUGGCGGACAAGUAA